AUAUUCCUCACAGUUGAAGAGCUCAUCAUUUCCCAAAACACACAAGACCACAGCCGGUGGCCAACGCAACAUGGCUCCAUCUCUUCUCGUAACAGCAGCAGGGAUUCUUUUACUUUCCUCCUGCAUAUCUGGACAAACCAGAGGGGACAACCAUGCUGACUGCUACCCAAAUGACGGCUUUGGAACGUACUGCCCAACUACCUGUGGAGUGACAGAUUACAUGAUGAAGUACGUACCAGGUGUUGCACAGGAUUUGGAGUAUAUGCACAACGCACUGGAAAAUAUUGCCAACCAAACCAAAGACACAGAAGUAACUGUGGACUAUAUGAAGGACUCUACAACUUCGGCCCUAAAGUCGUCCCUGACAGAACAAACCUACAAAAAGUCAGCAACUAUGCUGGAAGACAUCCUUCGAUUUGAAAAGACAAUAAUUGCACAAGAGCAGCAGAUGUUCGAGCUCCAGAAUCUAAUUUCACAAAACGAGAGGGAAAUGGCAGACUUGAAACAACUCUCUCUUCAGCUGCAGCAGACAUGCAGUGAACCCUGCAAAGACACCGUUGAGAUCCAGCCGACCACAGGAGCAGACUGCCAGGAUAUUGCUAACAAAGGUGCCAGAACAAGUGGUCUUUUCUAUGUGAAACCAAACCCGACCGUUGAACCAUUCCUCGUCUACUGUGAGAUUGAUAGUUUUGGACGUGGCUUCACUGUUAUACAGAGGAGACGUGAUGGAAGUGUGGAUUUCAAAAAGGACUGGAUCCAAUACAAGGAGGGCUUUGGUUAUCUCUCGCCAGACGACACCACAGAGUUCUGGCUCGGCAAUGAAAAAAUCCACCUGCUGACCACCAGUUCCACUGUUCCAACAGUUCUGAGGAUAGAUCUUGUUGACUGGGAUGGUAACAAAAAGUAUGCUGACUACGCCAUGUUCAGAUUGUCACCGGAGUCCGACAUGUACCGCCUUACCUAUGCCUACUACAGUGGUGGCGAUGCAGGAGAUGCUUUUGAAGGCUUCGACUUUGGAGAUGACCCCAGUGACAAAUUCUUCACAUCUCACAAUGGCAUGCAGUUCAGUACAUUCGACAAAGACAAUGACAAGUAUGACGGUAACUGUGCUCUGCAGGACGGCUCUGGCUGGUGGAUGAACAGAUGUCAUGCUGCCCAUUUGAACGGCAAAUACUACCAAGGUGGCACGUACACAAAAAAGGACGCAGGUGACUAUGGCUAUGACAACGGCAUUAUUUGGGUCACGUGGCACAACCGCUGGUAUUCCUUGAAGGAAACAACCAUGAAGCUUAUUCCAGUCACCCGCAUCACGACAGGCACUGGUCAGCAGGCUGGUGUGAAAGAUUUGAAAGGGCUAGACAGAUAAGGUAGACGGACAUGCUUGUGAUCUGCGAGCACUGAAACUUCCUCCAAGGAAAAAAAUUGAAAUUUUGUGUCUGACAUGUUUCUGCAUUGUGAUCAUCUUACCCUCAAGAAGAUAAUGCUUGAGUGUUAUUUUGACCACAAAAUAAAUGUCUUUACCAAG
Thalassophryne amazonica is the source of this 1525-nucleotide messenger RNA. It is a transcript of the gene fgg, whose product is annotated as fibrinogen gamma chain. NCBI's taxonomy places the organism in Eukaryota, Metazoa, Chordata, Actinopteri, Batrachoidiformes, Batrachoididae. The record is from RefSeq and is a predicted model, not a curated record. Bases 71 to 1366 code for a protein of 431 amino acids. Gene Ontology annotation, biological process: protein polymerization; platelet activation; blood coagulation. The transcript has 9 exons. Gene Ontology annotation, molecular function: signaling receptor binding. Gene Ontology annotation, cellular component: fibrinogen complex.